Molecule: messenger RNA, 4995 nt
Organism: Liolophura sinensis
Lineage: Eukaryota; Metazoa; Mollusca; Polyplacophora; Chitonida; Chitonidae
Exons: 4
Coding region: 139-1173 (344 amino acids)
Source: RefSeq, a predicted model, not a curated record
CUAAAAAUGGCCGACAGGUGUGAAUUUUCUUCCUGGCUGUGAAAGGUUGCAAUGUUUGGUGUACUGUUGGAGGAGUUGGCAUGGUUAACACUUUGGUUUAAAUUCUGAGGUUUACAUGGCAAGAGCAGAUGAUGAACCAUGAGUGAAAGAGGGCAACCGUGUCCCCGUGACCUAUUGAACCUUCCUUACUUCUACACCAACUUCAGGUCAUCAGAACAGGUGAAGCAAUUCUUGUACCGCCAUAGGAAUAGACCUGGCUCCUAUAUUCUGAGACCAAGUUUUUCAAAGCCUAAUUGUGUGUCGGUCUCUGUAGUGCUCUCCACAGGAGACAUUCGGCACCUGAACAUCCACCUUGAUACAGCUCAGUCAGAGUAUUACCUGGUGCCAGAAUGCAAAUUUCUCAACAUACCUGCUCUCCUGGAAUACUAUCGGGUUAACCCUGUCCACAAUGAAGAGCAGGUCACAAAUGUCCGCUUUCUUAAUCCUGUAAAAAGACAUGCCAGGCAUAAUACGGACCCUGCACUGACCACCAGUAACUACAUGAGCCUGGUCAUGUCAGAGGGGCAGUCAUCCUCACAGAUGAAUGGCAGUAGCAGGAAUCGGUCUGGAAGCGACUUUGGGAUACAGACUCAGGGCCACUCUCCGCAAAGAAUUUUGUCUACGCGAAGUGAAGGGAGAAUACAGCCAGACAGAGGCCGAUCAGAGCGGAUGACCAGAUCUGGUAGUUUGCCGGACAACCCGUCAAGACGCUCUCCCCAUGACAAGUUACCUACUGUUCCAAACGUAGCGCCAGGAAAUGUUCUGUCACAUCGCCCGCCAGCUGCUCUGCCUAAUGGGCACAUCCAUGAAUUUGGAACAGAAUACUCACAACCACGUGCUUCAGAUGUGGACAUGUCCCAUCGACUACAAGCAACGCUUCGGGAAAAUGAAAUAUCUGGUAUUUGCGACUGCGGGCUGCCAACAAAAGAGUCACAGUUACCAGAAGGAUGGUCAGUUCACCAGACAGCAGUUAAUUCCAGCAACCGUUUGUUUUACCAGAGUCCUGAAAGUCGAACAUUCUGGGUACUGCCUGAACAAAUUGCCUCCCAGCUUACAGAAGAACACAAAGAAAAUAUUAAAAAGCUUGAGGAAAUAUGUAAAGCUGCCACUCCAAUUGAAGAAGAAAAAGCGUGAUCUGCUUCUUUCAAGUUUGUGGUAGAGUAUGUGGUGUAAGACAUGAAAAUAACUUUAAUUAAUGAAUUUAAUAAGACACUUUUUGUGUAAGCAAGGUGAUCAUGUGGAAUAUAAUAAUGUGUAACAGUGCUGCAUUUAUGAGAAAACAACAAUAUGCACUAAGGUAGUAAAAGGAUCAGACUGUCGACACAUAAGAACUCUUGUUGCUUUAAGAGCUUGUUGAGUUUUCCCCUGCCUUCUUUUUAUUUACAACAGUGUACAUGUGGUAUGAAAAUACAUAUUUGCUCAUGCUUAAAUAGGUACCCAAUAAUGUGAUAAUUAGUUUAUGUUUUAUGUACUCCGACUAAUGUUAAGCAGUGCAUCAUUAAUUUCAUAUUCUAAUCAUGCUAAACUUUGUGCUGAUAAUUUCUUUUGUUGAAAGUGUGCUACAGAACAUAAUGUAAGUUAAGCUAUUCAGGUCUUCAUGCAAGUAUUGGAGCAAACAUAAAACUGAAACCAGACUAAUAUAAUGUGAAUAUAUUAUGUUGUUAUUGUUUCAAAAUCAAGAAUAAAGUUUCAGAAAUUUAUAAAGCGAGACGCAUCAUACAUUUUUCAAAUGAAUGGAAUAACUUUAACACUGAAAAUAGUACAGGUUUGAGUCUGAUAUUUACUGAAAGGUAUUUCAUAUGUAAAGGUUUAGCAUUUUUACGUGAUUUUCAUUGAUUCAUCAAUCAUAGGGGUCCAUUUAAGAGGCCAGUUAUGACUUUUGUCGGAGAAUUUCACUAUAAUUCAAAUGGUAUAAUUACACUUUUUUUGUUGAGAUCAAACAUCUUAACUUUAUUAUGAUACAUAAUCCCAUAUUUCUUGAAACCAUUAUUAUUCAUGGCUAGAAAAUAGUAUUGUAGGACACAAAUAAGCAAUGAACCAGGAGCCUUUCACCAAUGUACUUGCUGUGUUUUCAAGUGCGUUUGGAUAUGUCUGCCAGCAACCAGCAGAUGGUUGUAGAUUUCCACAGCACUCUGCCUCCCACCACCCCCCCCCCACCCACCAUUAUGCUGGCCACCGUCAUAUAAAUGCAAUAUUCUUGAGUAGUAAAACACCAAUCAAAUAAAUAAGCAAAACAUCCAGGAAUUGUAGCUUAUCUAUAUGGAAAAAUGCAGUUCAAAUUAUAGGAGAUCUAGGUCCUCAUUUAGAUAUUACUUCUAAAUACAUGUAUACAGUCAAUUUUGGUGUUCACUCCUUUUAAACUGAUCUAAUUGCCAUAUUGCUUUAUAGCACAUAGUUGGAACUGUGUACAAUAUUGUUUUUAUACAUAGGGAAGUGGCAGAAAGUAAGCAGGUCUGUACAGCACAAAAGAUUUUGUAGAAACUAGAGGGAACAAAAUUUAGUGAAGUUUCUGGCACGCAUACAGUGUAUUCUUGUAAAUUAAAAUAUACUGUCUGUUUUCUGUUUUUCUGAAUGAAAAAUGACUGGUACCCUUGUAUUUACUCAGCUGAUCACUCAUUUUCUGCCCUAAUUAUAUAUUUUUUUUAGUUUCUAUAGACAAAAAUUGUGAUAAUGUGUAAUGUACAUAUUUUUUUGUUUACUUUUAUAAUUAGUAUUACUUUUUCUCAGAUUUUAAUGUUCAGGGUCCUUCAAUGCUUAAAUCAUCAUUGGGUUGCAUAUACUCAAAUGUAGCACAAUUUUAGCCCUGUGAAUGCUUGUUUGUCACAUGUAUUUACCUUAGUAUUGCUAUUUGUGAAUGACUGCUUUUGUAUGAUGUAUUUUAUAUUUAAAGUUUUUAUCAAUUUAGUGUAAGCUGGCAUAUGGAAGUCUGGUCAGAAUGCUGUUAAAAUUGUUGGAAAUAUAGAUUCUAAUUUAUACAGCAUAAGUCUAAACUGUAUAUAUAAAUAUUGGGCAGAAAAAUGUUUCGCGUUGCACUUAUAUAUGUGUCUACUUACGGUAUAAUCAUUGUGUAUAGCUAACUUAAUAAGGCUCUUCUGACUUCAUUUCUACUUUUUAUCAUUUUUGGAAAUGCAAUUGGAAGAUGCUCAAUCAAGCAUUGCUCUGACUAGUAUUACUAAGUGUCAUUAUCAGAAAAGGAAUGGGAUGUUUGCAAUUUGUUAAAAGGGAAGAUGCAUGUAUGGAUACAAACCUCAGUUUGUGCACACGGGCACCUAAUGUGUGUCUCAGACAUGCAGCAUCAUUUGAGUAAGCCGGGAUUGGGUUGUAUUAGUUAAGUCUGCCAGUACUUACAGACUAAUACUUGAAACAAGUGAGUUUAAUUAAGAGUGUGGACCCGAGUAAAUUCUGAUAGAUAAUGAACAGUUACAAGUGAUUGGAUUUCACUUGAGUUUCACAAUGUCAUUCCAUCUAAAACUUUAUAUAUCCUGUCCGUUUGGUUUCACCUUCACAAUUUUCAGUCUGUGUGAAGUACGAUUUUGAGUCAGAUUAGAAUUUAAUGGUUUUGAAAUAAUCCUACUCAAACCUUUGCGGUUUAGCCACCUGUUGUAAUACACAUGCACAAUCUAAAUUUCGAAUGGAUCAUUUAACCAAUUACCAAAUUUUUGGAACUGAAAAAAAAUCUUCUUUGAAGAUGUAUAAUUUUCUUGUUGUAUAUAAGCCAUCAGUUAAACUGGAUGGGUUCAGGUAGAAAACAGAUUCCUUGUGUUAGCUUAAGGUAAUGUGUUUGUGGUUAUCUUAAACUGGUGUUACAAAACCAAAUGUGAAUAGAUUUGGACCAAACAUUGUUACAUACAUUCUUGUUUGUAGUUGACAUAUAGUUUAUUCAACUGUUACAGAAGUUUUGUUAUCGAAUUACUGCUGCAUUCUGUCGUCAUAACAUGCAUGUUGGGUACUGUAAAUACAUGAUAAUAUUGAAUACAUGCAAUUUCUUUGUUCGCCACUGUUAUGUACAUUGUUUAUGAUCUACAUAGAUCACAUUCCAUACCCCCCUACCCCUCUUCUUUAGGUACAAUUUUUUUGUGUAUUUUUUUUGUACUGUUUCUGAUUUGAUUUCAUUGUGGGUGUUCGAAUCCAGUUUUCACUGCUUUGACCGUCAGGAUUUUGACAGGGUUAUUAUGCCUUAUGGAGGGUAAUGAUUUACUCCAGGCAUUCCGAUUUUCUCCACCAAUAAACCUAACUGCUCGUAGCUCAGAAGGAUUUGUUCUUCAUCGGGAGUGCAAAAGCUUUGGGAUCGAGAAUAUGUAGAUCCGACACUUAGGACCUUCAAAAGGCCUUACUUCAUGUUUUGUAUCCUGUACUGAUUAGAACAAACAUUGCCCCCCCCCCCCCCCCAAAAAAGCAAAAAUUGAUUUAAUUAGCAUAUAUGAGUACAUCAACUAAAUCAGUGCCAUAAUGAACUCCAAAUUAUGGUAAUAAUCGAAAAAAAGUACCAAAAAUACAAUCCAACUCUCAAAAAAUAAUCUGUUAAAUUUAAUAGAUAGUCUGUUAUCUGAUUGAUACUAGAAUGUAUUCUUUUAUUGCAGCAAAUUGUUCUGUUCAAUAUGACACACAUAUUAUGUUCAAUAUAGUGAUUCUAUUAGACUAACAGGAUAUCAUAUUGAAUAUAACAGAAUAUUGUGUUAUAAUAAUAGGAUACAUUCUACCAUCACUCAGACAACAGACUUUCUGUUAAAACUAACCUGUUGAUUUUUUGAGUGAAUGUGUAUGGUAAUUAAGGAUCAGUUUAUUUUGUGUCAGUUUCAUGAGCUUGAUUAAGUACAUUAACGUAACCAAUGCUAAAAUGAAUUUUCUCUGGUGCAGCUGGAUUUGGGAUUGGGGCUUAAAAACAAGAGAUAACUCUCCUGUGAUCAAAACAUUCUCACAGAAGACAUUGUUAAAACUGCAUGUAGAACAGAAUAA